AUGGUCGGCCAAGCAGCGGGCGGACCAGUCGCGGGGUUACUGUGCCGCACUGCGCUGUGUGCGCUGGCGACGGCCUUGACAGCUGCGGUGAUGGCGGUGACGGUGGCGGGUCAGGCCUCAACCCUGCCUGCUUGCGCCCCCGUGGCCACCCUGGUGCUGUACGCCGGCAGUGGCGGCUACCCGUACCUGAGGGGGGUGUACGAUGAGCUGCCCCUGGACAAGAAGGGCCUUCUGCCCCUGGGGCAGGGACAGGUGGCGGCACUGGACUUGGAGGCCCCCCGAUGCAGCCUGCUGGGGAUGUCAUCCUGGCCGAGCAACUUACUCCUGUACGACAACGGCACCCUGUCCCGAGUGCUCCCCAAUGCGAUGGCCUCCCUGGGGGCUGUGGGGGGCACCCUCAUGCUGUACGGCCACCCGGGUUUGGACGCGGCGGGUAUGCGCAGCCUGCAAAGCCUCCGCAACGUUAAGUCUGCCACCAACCUGUUGCUGUACAAUCUCGAUGCCCUGACUGACCUGCUGGGCCUGGAGGGCUUCACCUCCCUGCCCGGGGACCUCUACCUGGGGGGCAACGGCCGGCUGAGGUGGCUGGGGGGCCUGGAGGGGCUGCGGGAGGUGGGGGGAGAUCUGGCGCUGCUCAGCAACAUGGCGCUCAGCUCCGUGCAGGGACUCCAGAACCUGCAGGUGGUGCGGGGCCAGCUGCUUGCCAUUGGUAACGGUAAACUAACCAACCUCCUGGCGAUGGCGUCACUCACCUCCGUCGGAUCACUGAGGGAGACCAACAACGGUGCCGUACAACUGCGACUACCUGAGAAUGUCCGAGUGGGGCUAGCAGCCGCUGGAGGCCAGGACGGCGGGGGGGAGGCGACUCUGCUCGCCAAUGCCGUUGUGCAAACUACCUCGUCCAUCACCACCGCCAUCCCUGGCGCCGGCCCUGGGCAAUUCCCCCCUCGAGUGGACACAUCUGUCGUACUGCUGUACAGUGGCUCAACCCCCGACUUAGAGGAUGUGAGCGACUGGCUCAAGAAGUUCGAUCCCCCCGUGGAGCCGUUUGAGGUCAGGGAGUACAACACCCGCGCCAUCAACCUGUACGACACAGCAAGGGAGGCCCAGAAGCUGUCCGUCAUCAGCGGUUCACUCGUGAUUUGGGCCAGCAGGGACCUGGGCCAGGGGCUAUGGCCACUAUCGGGCCUUACGGCGGUGUACGGCCAAUUAGUCAUCGUAGGACCUCCCGAUCGCAGCAGCGCACUGGAGACCCUCCAAGGGCUGGACAAUCUGCAGUACGUGGGGGGCCUGCACUUGCUCUACCUUCAGCAGCUCCGAAACCUCACCGGCCUGGGCGGGCUGGGCAGCUGCCGGGGCGAUCUCAACAUCCUGCAGUGCCCCUCCCUGCCGUCCACCCGGGGUCUGGCGCCGCUCACCUCCGUGUACACUGACAUGUACCUGGUGGGGAACACGGCGCUGUGGGACAUAGCAGGUCUCAAGAACAUCCGGAGCGUCGGCGGGACUUUGCACCUGCAGGACAUGCCGUACGUCAAAGACCUGGAAGGCCUGUCCGGCGUACGGUCGGUGUACGGCCACUUCGUCAUCCAGAACUGCAGCCAACUGACCUCCACCUCCGCGCUCAGGCAGCUGUCCAGUGUCGGUAGCCUACGCCGCGUGGGUUCUCUUCUGUCCAUCAGCGACAACUCCGGCCUCAAGACCCUGUCCGGGCUCAGUGCCCUGACCGACAUCGGGGAGCAGCUGCUGGUCGCCAGGAACCCGCAGUUGUACACGCUGGCGGAUAUGGACUCGAGCCUCAAGCGCGUGGGUGGCGGGGGUAUUGAGCUGCUGGAAAACCCCGCCCUCACCUCCCUGGGCCGUCUGCCGACCACCCUGGAGCGAGUGUACGGCCCGGUGGUGAUCAAGGGACCGGUGGCCGGGGAGGAUGUGGCCGCGGUUCAAGCAAAAUCGAGCAGUGGCGGCGGCGGCGGUUCCUCGUCGCAGGGGAAGUGA
Volvox carteri f. nagariensis is the source of this 1992-nucleotide messenger RNA. RefSeq lists its product as uncharacterized. Gene Ontology annotation, cellular component: plasma membrane; cell wall. Lineage: Eukaryota; Viridiplantae; Chlorophyta; Chlorophyceae; Chlamydomonadales; Volvocaceae. The transcript has 11 exons. The coding region runs from base 1 to 1992 and encodes 663 amino acids. The record is from RefSeq and is a predicted model, not a curated record.